AUGAAUAGAGAUCUCUCUUCUACUUCAAUUGAACCUGUACUUUCUGGUGAACCACCUCGCACGUCUUCAUGCAAUAGCAAUGAUUCUGCAGAGGGAAAUACCGAUGGUUAUUUAACACUUAGUCCUGCCAAGUCAUCAAAAACAAUAAAAAUUUGUACGCUAUGCGGUCGAUACAAAGGCUUUCGAAUGCGCCGUCAUGUAUUUAUUGCACUGUGUAUUAUGAUCGUCUUACUUAUUCUUCUUCUUGGUAUAUUAGUUGUACUCUAUGCAGUCGUUCCAGAAAUAAUUCGUUCACUUAUUGCUAAAGCUAAACUAGAUUUUCAUUCGGUCAAUAUUGAACAAAUUGAAAAUGAUCGUUUUCAUCUUCGAGCUCAAUUAGAAUUAUCACAUACCGGAUCCCUUCCUGCUAGUAUUCUUCCGCCACUUAUUAUUCAUGUAGAUGAUGUUGGAAUAGUAGUCCAUAAUGAAUCUAUUUCUAUUACUGGUGAUGCUGCUGGUGCGACUAUUAUUCCGAUUAGUUCUCCGUUUAUUGUGUCUGAUAUGAAAGCUUUUCGCAAUUUCUCUCGUUCUCUUAUCUUUGAACCUAAUGUUGUAUGGCAUUUAAAAGCUAAAGCUACUAUACGACCUAUCUCACGUCACAUGCUUUCUUAUUCGCACAUUCCAUUUAAUAAAGAAGUUACAUUAGGUGCUUUAAAUCGUCUUCCUAAUGUAAGUAUUGAUUCAUUAAGUUUAAUACGAUCAGAUGCACAUCGAGUACUUAUCGACCUUAUUAUCAAAAUUACUAAUCCAUCUAUAUUCAGUAUUGAUCUUGGACAACUCUAUUUCUCUUUGCAAUAUAAUAAUUGGUCAAUUGGUUAUGUUGAAUCAACUAGUGACAAUAUUACGAUUCAUCCAAGUGAAAAUGCCAUACAGUUUUUUGGGGAAUUACAAUCCUCAUCCUUGGAAUCUUAUGUUGCUCUUUCUACUGUCAUUCAAAAUUUUCUUACUGGUCAAACAAGUAAAGUUGAAGCAUUAGCUGGUCCAAAUGCUACAUCAUAUCCUCUUCUCGCAGCCGGCAUAAUAGGUCUUUCUUUAAAUGUUGAUAUGCCUCCAUUUAAUCAACAACUUAUUGUUUCAUUAAUAUUUAAUUCUAUGUCUCUUAUUCCGUCGACAAAUAAGAAAACAGUAAUGCUUUCAGCUUCAAUUACUAUUAAAAUAAAUUCUCCUCUUGGUCAAAAAUCUCCACUUAAUAUUCAAAUGAUGAAUAUGAGUGUUUUUCUUCUUUAUAAAAAUGAUUCUGUCGGUAUGCUUGAUGUUUCUCAAGCUCCAGUUAAACAACUAGAUAUCAUAACAUACGAAUCGGAAUUUAAUAAUAAAUAUUUAAGUCUGACUGAUACAGGUGCAACAUAUGAAAAAUUUACUCAAAAUUUUAUUAGUGCUAAUAAGACACAUCUAAUUGAUUUUCGUGUUGUUGGUGUAGCAUCUAUCGUUGGGUCGUUUGCUCUUGGUUCUUUGAGUAUUGAUGGAAUUACUGUCGAAAAUAACGUAUCUUUAGUAGGUCUCGACGGUCUUAACAAUGUUCAAGUUGAUAGCAUUUCUAUUGAUGGAGAAGAAGAAGCUGCCCUUCGCCUUUCAAUCAAUGCAACUAUUAAUAAUCCAGGUGUAACUGAAGUUCAACUACGGAAUUUUUCACUUCACAUGGCCGAAGGAGAAAAUGGUACCAUUCUUGGCCAAAUACCAAUUGAUGUUCUUGCUAUAAGACCAGGAAACAAUUCAAUUGCACUCAAUGGUCUUCUUGCUCCAUCACGUGAAACAGAUCUUCCAGUAAUUGGUAAAUUCUUUUCAGCAUAUCUUAAUGGUGAAACACAACAAGUGACACUUUUUCAUGAUCAAUCUUCUGUACAAAAUGCAACUGCGAUGGAUUUAACAAUAAGUGGCCUGUCAAUGAAAGCUAAUCUCGAUGGAAUUGAAACAGAAUUAAUUCGUCAAGUCAAUGUUCUUAAUUUUGGCAUCGAAUUUGAUUCAGUUCAUGUAAAUAAAGUUUAUAUAACAGGUCAAUUAUCAGUUCUAUUUGAAUUACCGUCUAAUGUUCACAUGACAUUUAGAGCAUUAAGAACUAGUAUUAAUUUUACUAUACGUUUAAAUGAUGAGCUAUGUAUAGGACAAAUGAUUCUUCGUGAUUUACCUGUUGAACAUAAUCAAACAACAAAUGAACUAUUUAUGAGUUUUAAUAAACAAGAACUUAUUGUUCUGAAUGACACAUUAUUUAAGGAAUUUGCUGCUAACCUUGUUCUUACAACUAAUGUAUCAAUUGUGAUUCAAGGCUUAGCUGCAGCACUUGCUGAAGUUCGAAUAGGAAAUAUUACCCUAUCGGAUAUUCCAAUAAAUGAUACACUUCAUCUUGUUGGUUAUAAUCAAUUCGAUAAUGGACUUCUAAAUAUUGAUAAUAUUGAUAUAAUUGGAGCUAUAUCAUCUCGUGCGCUUGCUCUUCAGAUAAGAACACAAAUUAUUAAUCCUUCUGUUGUUAAUAUUCUUAAUGGCGGUCUUCUUUCCCUUGAUUUAUGUGAUAUCAUAAGUGGUAAAUCACUUGGUUUAGUUAAUAUUGAUCCAUUCUAUCUUCAACCACAAGGUAAUAUUACUAUACUUGAUGCCGAAGGUAUCUUUAAUAUCACUGAACAAAAUGCUGCGAUAGCACAAGAAUUUAUUUCACAUAUGAUUUCUGGCAUUGACAAUCAAGUAGAAUUACGUGGUAGAUUAGAGGAUAAUUCAACUGGCACUUCUAUACCAUUACUCUCAUUAGCUAUUGCUGGUCUUCGUAUUCAUACACGAGUUCCUGGUCUUUCUGGAGAAAAAACACUUGUUCCAGAAAUUAUUCUUAAAAAAUUAACUGCUGCUGAAAUAUUUGGUAUUCCACUUGGUCUUGUCAAAACAUUAUUAACACGUAUUCGACUUGUAAAUCCUUUUAGUACACCUUUAGUUAUUCUAAAUAUGUACAUAAGAGCUGACUUCGGUCCUAUAGUUGAUGAAGAUCUACAAGUUGGCAUUGUUAAUUAUAAUACACCUCUUACUAUUGAUUCUCACCAAGAAUUAAUAACUCCUUAUUUAACUGUUCAACUUUCAGGUAAAUUAAGCACUAUGGUUGCUCUCUUAGGGCCUCUAUUGGCUGGUAGUGCUUAUCUUUCCCUAUCAGGCAAUAUUGAUGUUAGCAUUGGAGGUGAUUUUAUUUUAACUGAACUUCCACUGACUGUACUGAAUGUAACGACAGAUCAAGAGCAUUCAAGAUAA
Messenger RNA from Rotaria sp. Silwood1, 3264 nucleotides. NCBI's taxonomy places the organism in Eukaryota, Metazoa, Rotifera, Eurotatoria, Philodinida, Philodinidae. The record is from the annotation of a GenBank genome assembly.